AAUAAAAAUCAUAUAAAAAAAAUAAUGGCUGCAAAUGAAAUGGUUUCUAUUGAUUAAAGUGUGUGUUUAGCAGUAUAUUUACGGUAAAGUCAUGUAAACAGUGAAUAAGAAAAGUAAAAAACAUGUGGGUUCCUACAAAGUCAAAAAAAUACGGUGUCGCGGUCUACAACUGGCGUGGCGAUACGAAGUUUGGUUUACCACUUGAAAUAGGGGAAACUGUGCAAAUUCUUGAAGAAUGUCCAGGUUGGUACAGAGGUUUUUCCACAAAGAACCGUUCUAUAAAAGGGAUUUUCCCUCAAAAUUACAUCCACUUAAAAGUAUGCAAAGUGGAAAACGAGGGGCUUUUCGAAAGUGUCAUUCCCGUAGAUGAUCCUGUAGUUCGGGAAGUCACCCUCGUACUCAGAGAGUGGGGAGAGAUAUGGAAGAGACUUUAUGUGAAUAGAGAAAGUUACAAAUUCGACUGUGUCGGAAAAGUGAUGCGCGACCUUUUGGAGUGGAGAAGACAGUUGGUGUCAGAAACGUUAACUCAAGAUCAAACGAGGGAACUAAAAUUGGAGAUAACGGGGAAAAUAGAUUGGGGCAAUCGAAAAUUAGGGCUUGACCUGGUUCCAAGGCAAGGAGCCGAAAUGGUGGAGCCCGAAUCAGUUUCAGUAAUCGAACUUUAUCAAGUUCACCUUCAAAGUGCAGAGAAUUCGCAAGGAGCAUCGGCGCGAGGAACCCUAAGGAAAAGAGAACUAAAGAAAAUUCUUACUCACCAUUUAUAUUUCUGUAUGAGAGAUUUCGGCCAUCACGUCGGAGAAGAUACGGAAAUAUAUUUUUCCCUUUAUGACGCUAAAAAGCAAAAAUACAUUUCGGAACGAUUCCUAGUCAAAAUUUCCAAAGAAAACUUUUCGAACUAUGUAGAGAAAAUGCACAGUAAUUGUACAGUAUUCACAGACUUGGGAAAUGCAGAUCUCACAAAAGAAAUAUAUUUAAUCGCUCAUAUUAUGCGAAUUGGUAAAAUGUUAUAUUCGGAAAGUUCGAGGAAAAGUGAGAAAAGCGGUACACUUACAAACCAAAUUUUCAAACGUCCUUACGGCGUUGCUGUCCAAAAUUUAUGUGACGUUGUUAGUAAAGAUUCUGAAACUGACGAAAAAGAGUUCUCCAUGAAGGUGUAUCAAACCGAAGAAAAAGAUUAUCACCAAUUGCACGAAUUUUUAAUAAGACAGUCUGGAAAGUAUAGUACAAUCUCUUCCCAACCAAACUAUGGCAUUGUGGUUUCUUUAAAAAUGUUACACGGUCAACUAAAGCAGAUCAAAGAGGAAAACCCUUUAUUGUUUAAAAACAUAAGUUUGACUAAAAAAUUAGGUUUCCCAGACGUUAUAAUGCCUGGCGACGUUCGCAAUGACUUGUACCUUUUAUUAGAAAAGGGAGAGUUUGAAAGAGGUGGAAAGUCCACAGGGAAAAAUAUCGAAGUUACCGUAUUAGUGUUAGAUGGCGAAAAAAAUAUCGUGAAGAACUGUAUUUGGGGUGGUGCGGGCAACGAGGGUACAACAGAGUAUAAUUCAGUGAUAAUCUAUCAUCAUAAUUCUCCCACAUGGAUGGAGAAUAUUCGUCUUACCCUGCCCAUCGAUAAAUUUGCAGGGGCUCACAUUAGAUUUGAAUACAGACAUUGCUCUACUCGAGAAAAGAAUGAUAAAAAGUUAUUCGGAUUUUCAUUUAUUCGGCUGAUGGAUAAAAAAGGUGCUGCUGUACAAGACGAUUUACACGAGCUUUACAUUUACAAAUGCGAGGAUGUUGACAAGUUGACGAAUUGUGGCUACCUUUCUUUUCCAUAUUCGAGCAAAGACAAGGAGGGAAAUCACGAACUUAGUGGCGCGUUUUCUAAAAGUCAUAGGGAAGCUAUUUUUGUUCGAUCCUUGCUAUGCUCUACAAAACUGACCCAAAACGACGAUCUCCUUUCUUUAUUACGAUGGAAAUCGCACCCUGAACCCAUUCAUGCGUCCCUUUCAAAAGUAUUGAAUUUAGGAGACGAGGAAUUGGUUAAGUUUCUUCAAGAUGUUCUUGACGCUCUUUUCGCCUUAUUUUCAACCGAAGAUGGUAAUUCAACAGUUCAUAGUGGCCUGGUAUUCCAUGUCCUGGUUUCCAUAUUUAGCCUUUUGGACGAAUCCAAAUUUCAACAUUUUAAGCCUGUCUUGGAUGCUUAUAUCAAGGAGCAUUUUGCUGCAGCUCUUGUUUAUAAGGGUCUUUUAACCAGUGUUCAGCACUGUGCAGACUGGGUGACAUCCACUGAUAAGCAAGAACCGAUCCAGAAAUGCUUUAAAAGUUUAGAAUACAUUUUUAAAUUGAUAAUUCAGAGUCGUAUGCUGUUUGCUAGAGCAACUGGUGGUCAAUACGAGGACAGUUUUAAGCGUGAUUUGUACAAUGUCUUUAGUUCGUUAAACAACAUGUUGGCUAUUUCGAUGUCAACCAUAAUCGAAACACAGGUUUCGUUAUUAUAUUCAAUUAGUGCUGUAUUUGAACUGUUGGUGGAUGUUUUACCCAUUUCAGAAGUUGCAAAACUAGCAAUUACCAUGAUUGAUUCUUUACCCGUUGAAUUACCCGCUCAAGUCAUUCAAGCAAAGCUCACAGCAAUUAAAAAUUUGAUAAUGGGUAAACUUUUCCAUAACGAUGAAACUAGAAAUGUCUUACUGUGUAACGCUUGUAAACAUGUGCGAUAUCAUUUGGCACACAGGGACGAACUUAGGUUGUGUACAGAGAUAUUAGGGGAAAUUAUGAGUUAUCUUUAUAAAUUACGUAAGUCUUCUGAUGAACAAGGAAAAAUUAAUAAUUGUAUUCAUCACGACGUUGACACCUUAUCUACCAACAUCUUCAAUGUUUUAAUACAAACUGUCUUGGUUAUCAUUGAUAAAAAUACUACAGUAAUAGGUCGAUUAGUGGGAUGUCUAAUAGGUCUUUUACAACUUUUGGACGAAUUCCAUUACAAAAGAUUGUGGGAAACAUUGAUGGGACCAAAUUUAGAUCGUAAACCCUUAAAAGAUUUCUUGAUGCGAGUUUUUUUGGUAUUUAGGGAACUUGUGAAGCAAGAGGUUUUCCCUCCAGAUUGGCUUGUUAUCAAAAUGGUCACAAAUAACGUUAUUUUGAAGGCUCUCCAGGAACUUGCGCAACCAUUGGCUUUUAAAUUCUUGGAUAGCAGAACUGGUGGUUACUUUGAUAAAGAACUAUGGACGAGUUAUUUUAAUUUGGCUGUUGACUACUUAACUCAAGAUUCGUUACAAUUGGAGCAAUUUUCUGACGUAAAGAGGGAAAAGGUCAUUGAAAGAUACGGCGAUAUGAGGGUGUUAAUGGGUUUUCAAAUUUUGUCCAUGUGGUCUCAGUUGGGUGAACACAAAUUGCACUUUAUUCCUGCCAUGGUCGGACCAUUUUUGGAAGUAACUUUAGUACCUGAAAUAGAAUUACGUAAGGCAACAUUGCAUAUCUUUUUUGACAUGAUGGAGUGUGAACAGAGGGUGCGUGGGAACUUUAGACAAGUCGAAAGUGAACUCAUCGACAAGUUGGAUAUUCUCAUUUCGGAAAAUAAGGGUGACGAUGAAUACAGAAGAUUAUUUAACACGAUUUUACUAGACCGUGUUCAAUCGGAAGACCCAACUUGGAAAGAUAGUGGAGCUGCUUUUAUUAGUUCAGUUACGCGUUUAUUGGAAAGGCUUCUCGACUAUAGAAACGUGAUACAAGGCGACGAAAAUAGGGAUAAAAGGAUGUCAUGCACAUUCAACUUACUUAAUUUUUACAAAAACGAAUUCAACAGAAAAGAAAUGUACUUGCGUUACAUAUACAAGUUGCAUGAUUUACAUUUGUCAGCUGAAAACUUUACAGAAGCUGGUUUUACAAUGAAACUUUAUGCAGAUCAAUUGUCUUGGAAUAACGACUCGGUUGUAAUGGAUCCAAAUUAUAAUAAUUUAAAAGAGAGUGAAGUCAAAGAAAAAUUGUAUCAUUUGAUUAUCAGUCAUUUUGAUAAAGGAAAGUGUUGGGAAAAAGGUGUGCCAUUAUUAAAAGAAUUAGCCAAUUUGUAUGAAAGUAAGCUAUUCAAUUACAAGGCUCUUAGUGAUAUUUUAAAGUACCAGGCCAAAUUUUAUGACAAUAUUCUUACACAGCUCCGUCCAGAACCGGAAUACUUCCGCGUAGGAUUUUAUGGGCUGGGCUUUCCCCUUUUUGUCAGGAACAAACAGUUCAUCUACAGAGGACUUGAAUUUGAAAGAAUUGGUGCUUUCACACAGAGAUUACAGACUGAAUUUCCAUCAGCGCAGAUGUUGAUGAAGAAUACACCACCUGAUGAAACGACCAUCAAUUCUGAUGGACAAUUUAUCCAAAUAAGCAAUGUCAAACCUAUACCAGAACCAAAUCCUAUAAUUAGGGCUGCUAAUGUUCCUGAAAAAAUAUCUCGCUUUUAUCAUUACAACGACGUUAAACGGUUUCAGUAUGAUAGGCCUGUCCACAAAGGGAUUGUUGAUAAAGACAAUGAGAUUAAGACUUUAUGGAUUGAAAGGACGAUUUUCGAGAUCGAAAGUCCUCUUCCAGGAAUCCUCCGAUGGUUUGAGGUAGUACAUAAGCAGACAGAAGAAAUAGCGCCCGUACAAUACGCCUGUGAAACGAUGGAAUCCGUUGAGAAAGAAGUUCGUCACUUAAUCAUGGUUUAUACUGUAGAACCAAAAAGAAAUCUGAAUCCAUUUACCAUGAGGUUGCAAGGAAUUAUAGAUGCCAAUGUUCAGGGUGGUAUUAGUAAAUACCAGCAAGCUUUUUUCACACAGGAAUUUGCCAAAUUAAAUCCGGAACAUAUGACUCAUGUGUAUCGAUUAAAAAAUUUGAUUUUGGAUGCAAUGCAAGUGUUGGAAUCAGCAUUAGUAUUACAUGGAAGAUUAGCUCCUGCUGGUGUUCAGCCUUUGCACCAAAGGCUUCUUGAAAGGUUCGCUCAAUUACGUCAAAGCUUGGGUGCCAUAGCUCGUUUAAAACGACAACAAUCUGAGAGUAUUGUUAACACUCCUCUGCCUCCUUUGCCUAUAGACAAAAAAUUGUACGGUUCGGAAUAUUACGGUAAUCGACUAUCUGGCACAAAUGGAUUUUAUGGUGAUCAAGGAAUUUUGGAGUAUGAUGAUAUAUACACAAAACCUGUGGAGUUUUUGGAUAAAAUAGGUCCUAGCCGCGAAAAUUUAACGCUGCCAAUGGUAUUCAAUAAUAAUGAUAGUGCUCCUCCAAUUCCCCAAAGAGAAAAUCGACCUCGUUCUCAGGGAUACAGCAUGACACCUACAAGUUCAGCAGAAUGUGUAAGAACACCCACCAGAGGCAAUGUUGAUUACAACAGCCUACCAUCGUUAAAGUCAAGUGAUAUUUGUGAUAUUCCUUUACCUCCAAAACCAACCCACUCAAGAGAGAGAUCACUAACGAAACCCCCUUCACCAAGACUGUUGAGACACUCCAUGUCAACACCUACGGAAGGGUGUAUUCAAACCAGAAAUUCAUGGCCUGAUUCUGGUAUUGACGAAGCACCACCUUUACCGCCUAGAUCCCACACGCCUGACAAGAGGCCGGAUAUUCCUCCCCCUAAUGUUCCAAAACGUGGUCAAAAGAAACAAUCACCUUCGUCAAUUUUCAGUAUCGAUUCUAUUGUAGAUAUAUCAUUGGACGACCCAAGUCAUGAUAAUAAUGGGGUUGUGCGAAUAUCCACUUCCACUGUUAUCGAAUCUACGGAAACAAACCACGAGCUUCGAGAUUCAGGCAUAAGUAUUUCAGAUGGUCCUUCCAAUCAUUUAAACAACUUUAAUAGCUCCUGUUACGAAUAUUUUGACUUGCGGGUUCGUCAGCAGCAGCAAGAACUUAAUAUCAAUCCUGGUACGUCGUGUGCACAGGAAGAAGGACCCGAUGGUCCACCUCCUAUCCCACCUAAAGUUAACGUUUCGUUGAAUAAUUCUAAUUCUGAAGGAAAUUCUCAGGAAAAAAGGGAAAGCGGCGUAGAAGUGGUUGAAAACUACUCUGUUCCCAAAUUGCAAGGGGAAAGGCCGCAAAGCGAAAACAACGAAGAAUUUUGUUAGUAUGAAACGGAUUUUCAGGUUUACCUGCAUAAUGCUCUUUUUAACUUUCUUAAAAAACUAAAUAACUUAUUAUUCCUUCUGUACAACAAAAAAGGGAAUAUCGAUAAUAAUCAAUGUAUAACAUACUUAGCAAGUAUACAAAAAUCACCACUCUGCAUUACUAUUCGUUAUUAAAAAAACAUUUCCAUAUCUUUCAAGUUCUGUUUAUAAUAUUUCAUUAAUAGCAAUUGGAUGUUUUAAUGUAAAAUGUUUUUGUUAAAGGGCAAUCAAAAAUUGAAUUUUUUGUUAAGUAUACCAAAAAAGAAUGCCAAACUAUUUUUCUUAAAAACGAUUUACGUUAGUGAGAUGCAAGGUAUUUAAAAUUUUCGUGAUAUAUGUCAUUAAUUUGCAAUUUUCACUUGUUUGUUAUAUGUGUGUGAACAUCGAUACUAGUUUAUUUUAGUGAAUUAAUAAAUUAAGAAAAGGAUUAAUUAGUUGUUAAUAGAGUUAGGUGUGUCAUUGUAGGAUUGAUUAAUAACUAUUGUAAUAAUUGCGACUGUUUGUCUUAAACUAAAAUUUAAUUUUUAAUAACUUGUGGGUCCAAUUAAUUUACAACUCCUAAGACGUCGAGAUAACGCAAAUUGAAUUUUGUUUUACAUAUUAUGAAUAAGUUAUACCUUGCUCAAAUAUAACAUUUCAUACUAAAAUAAGAAAGAGCACUAACAGGACAUCUGGUUUAUAUAAUUAAGUAAUUUUUGUUAAAUACCUUACUACGAGAAAUGCUAAUUAUUCUCUUAUAGAAUCAAAACCAAGCUACUGAAAUUUAUUUUUCUAUGCCCUCCUAAUAUAACAUUAAGACAGUAUUAAUAAUAUUCGUU
Agrilus planipennis (emerald ash borer) is the source of this 6919-nucleotide messenger RNA. RefSeq names its product dedicator of cytokinesis protein 3 (gene spg). Gene Ontology annotation, molecular function: guanyl-nucleotide exchange factor activity; small GTPase binding. Gene Ontology annotation, biological process: small GTPase-mediated signal transduction. The transcript has 28 exons. The record is from RefSeq and is a predicted model, not a curated record. The coding region runs from base 123 to 6062 and encodes 1979 amino acids. Gene Ontology annotation, cellular component: cytoplasm; plasma membrane. Lineage: Eukaryota; Metazoa; Arthropoda; Insecta; Coleoptera; Buprestidae.